AUGAUCAGCAUGCUUGAGAACCUGGAUGGGGAUGUUUUAGCAAGAAUGACAGUAGUGGCAUGGAGGAUAUGGAAGAGAAUGAAUGAAGUUGUAUUUCAAGAAGAAUUCACUAGUCCCAAACUCCUCUUGAAGCAAACUUCACGAAAACCGCAAGAUCUCAGAUUGUUGAAUCACAAGCCAUCAAGCUCGUUGAAUUCUGAAAUUGACCCUUUAGCUCAAUGGUUAGCUCCUCCUAUUGGUUACUACAAAAUCAAUUGGGAUGCUACAAUGGAUAAUCAAAAAUGCAAAGUAGGCAUUAGCAUUGUCAUUCGAGAUUGGGAAGGGAAAGUCAUGGCCACAAUGAGAAUGAACAAAUUCCUUUCCCCUGAUGCACACCUAGCAGAAGCAGUGGCAGCCCUCCAUCCUAUUUUAUUGGGGAUUGAAUUAGGCUUGAGGGAUAUCAUUUUGGAAGGGGAUGCUCUAAAUGUAGUCAAGGAGAUAAAUCGAACUGAAGAUCAUUGUGGUUAG
Carya illinoinensis is the source of this 507-nucleotide messenger RNA. RefSeq lists its product as uncharacterized. The transcript has a single exon. The coding region runs from base 1 to 507 and encodes 168 amino acids. The record is from RefSeq and is a predicted model, not a curated record. NCBI's taxonomy places the organism in Eukaryota, Viridiplantae, Streptophyta, Magnoliopsida, Fagales, Juglandaceae. Gene Ontology annotation, molecular function: RNA-DNA hybrid ribonuclease activity; nucleic acid binding.